This is a messenger RNA of Nilaparvata lugens (brown planthopper), 8587 nucleotides long. RefSeq names its product potassium channel subfamily T member 2-like (gene SLO2). The transcript has 32 exons. The record is from RefSeq and is a predicted model, not a curated record. The coding region runs from base 419 to 4879 and encodes 1486 amino acids. Gene Ontology annotation, cellular component: membrane. Lineage: Eukaryota; Metazoa; Arthropoda; Insecta; Hemiptera; Delphacidae. Gene Ontology annotation, biological process: potassium ion transport. Gene Ontology annotation, molecular function: intracellular sodium-activated potassium channel activity.
UUCUCCGGUUACUUUCGUUAGUGUCGGAUUGAUUGUUUAUAUUUCUUUGUCGCUGAAGAAUGUAACAUUUCAAGUUAUAAGUGUUCAAAAACGAUAGUUUUCAAUCUCAGUUGAUGAAAUGUUUAGUAGAGUUUUUCGAGUUUCAAGUUUUUUCAUUCAAUUUCACGUUUACUUUCGUUAGUGUAGAAUUUUUUGUUUGUUUCUUUUUCGUUGAAGAAUGUAACAUUCUCAAGUUUCAAGUGUUCAAGGGAGGUUGUUUUCAUUAUAAAUCGUUGUACGGACUCUCAACGUUGAAACGGAUAAAUCGUUCCAGAAUUCAAAAUUCUUGAGGAUAAAUAAUAAAUUGUUUGAUUUUUUGUGGAAUCGUGAUAUGAUUUUUAUGUUAUAUACAGUGUUUACUAUAGAUAAAUAGCUUUGUAUGACUUCGAAAUAUUUCAACUGGAAGAGUGCUGUGGGCGAAAGAAUGUCAGUGUUCUUCUUCCGCCUGCACAACCUGCGCCGGCAAGAGGAGGAGAGUAAGAAGCGGCGACGGCGCGGCAAGGGAGGCGGCGGCCUUGGCUGCGGAGGCGGCCUGGGCGGAGGCGGCGGCCUAGGGGGCGGAUCCACCACCACGGUGUCCGAGUGCCACAUGCCCCUGGGCGCCAACCACCACCCGCUGACGGGCGUCCACUCCAGCCGGCUCUUCGAGAAGGCCCCGCUCACGCCGAGCGACAGUCUCGACGAGAUUGCGCUCAAGAUACCCAGAGUGCGAGUAGAAUACUAUGUCAACGAAAACACAUUCAAAGAACGUCUCCAACUCUAUUUCAUCAAAAACCAGCGCUCAAGUCUUAGGAUACGAAUAGCAAAUCUUCUCUUCAAACUUUUAUCAUGUUUCCUGUAUAUAUUUCGUGUGAUAGCGGACCAAGAUCCCAUCAAUGCCACAUGCGCAAGCUACGGCUGCUUGCCGUCGAACAAGUCGGAGUUCCUAGCGUCGCACAACCUGACCGAGGAGGCGUUUCAGGAGAACCCCAUCAUCAACUGGGACGCCAUCAUGUGGGUGCAGCGUCCCGUCGGCCUCUGGGUGGUGCAGGUCAUCCUGGCAUCCAUCAGCCUCACAGAGGCCUUGCUGCUCGCCUAUCUAGGAUACAAGGGCAACAUAUGGCAGCAACUCCUAUCAUUCCAUUUCAUCUUAGAAAUAGUUAAUACUGUUCCAUUCGCGUUAACCAUAAUUCAUGCUCCUUUAAGAAAUAUGUUCAUUCCAGUAUUCCUAAACUGUUGGCUUGCGAAAAAGUCUCUGGAAAAUAUGUUUAACGAUUUACAUAGAGCGAUGCAGAAAUCACAAUCGGCUCUUUCGCAACAGCUGAUGAUCCUUUCUGCAACGUUAUUAUGUUUAGUGUUUACUAGUGUGUGUGGCAUCCAGCACUUCCAGAGAGCAGGCCACAGGCAUCUGAACCUUUUCCAAGCGACUUAUUACGUAGUAGUGACUUUUUCUACUGUAGGUUACGGCGACUUUGUUCCAGACAUAUGGCCUUCACAACUUUAUAUGGUUGUUAUGAUUUGUGUAGCUCUAAUAGUACUUCCUACUCAGUUCGAGCAGCUAGCGUUCACGUGGAUGGAGAGACAGAAGCUGGGAGGCUCCUACUCUUCACACCGAGCGCAGUCGGAGAAGCAUGUGGUCGUGUGUAGCACCACUCUGCAUGCAGACACCAUCAUGGAUUUCCUCAACGAGUUCUAUGCGCAUCCUCUCUUACAGGAUUACUACGUGGUACUCCUGUCGCCGAUGGAGCUAGACACGACAAUGCGCAUGAUCCUGCAGGUUCCCAUUUGGGCGCAAAGAGUAAUCUACAUCCAGGGCAGUUGCCUGAAGGAUGUUGACCUCGCGCGAGCGCGCAUGAACGAGGCCGAGGCUUGUUUUGUGCUCGCCGCGCGAAAUUACGCUGACAAAACUGCUGCUGAUGAACACACGAUUCUGAGAUCAUGGGCAGUAAAAGACUUUGCUCCGACUGUGCCUCAGUAUGUCCAGAUCUUCCGUCCCGAAAACAAAAUCCACGUCAAGUUCGCCGAGCACUUGGUCUGCGAGGACGAGCUCAAGUACGCGCUGCUCGCCAACAACUGCACGUGUCCUGGUGCAUCCACACUCGUCACCCUUCUGCUUCACACGUCGAGAGGACAGGAGGGCCAAACAUCGUCAGAAGAAUGGCAUCGACUCUACGGCCGAUGCUCAGGCAACGAAAUUUAUCACAUAUUGCUGCAAGACUCUAGGUUUUUCGGCGAAUACGAAGGGAAAAGUUUCACCUAUGCAAGCUUCCAUUCGCAUAGAAAAUACGGUGUAGCACUAGUCGGCGUGAGGCCAGCAGAACUGCCCGAGUUCUACGAGGACACAAUUCUGCUGAACCCUGGACCAAGACACAUCAUGAAGAAGACUGAUACCUGCUAUUAUAUGAGUAUAACUAAGGAGGAGAACUCUGCUUUCGUUGUCGCCAACAAUAUCAACGGACAGGAGACAAUCGCUGUUAAGACUGAUGAUAACCAAGAUACAACAACAUCACAAACGAAGGACACGAGUGGAGGGGGCGGCGGCCAUGACAGUAGUGGUGGGUCAGGUGGCAGAGGGGGUGGCGAUGGUGGCGGAGGGGGUGGAACUGAACUGACAAUAACCGGAAAUCACCUUGGAGUGCCAAAACCAGAUGCCAACCCAAAUCUGCUUAGUCCUGAAAUUUUGAAUCAGAGGCGAGGCAGCAGACGACCGAGCAUUCUGCCAGUGCCGGACUUUGCGAGUUCCACGCUGAACAUCCCCUCCGCCCACCCCGACGACUGCGAGGGUGACGAGAGUGAAGAUGAAAUGGACGACGAUGUGCCUUGGAGGUCUCCCAGCGAAAAAAUUGCGUUCCAUGUUUCAGCCGCUGAUGAAAUGGACGAAAUUGAACCCAAUUGCGAGUUCACAUGGAAAGCGGAUUGGGCCCGUAUUGUCAAGGGAUUCCCACCCGUUUCUCCUUAUAUUGGUGUUAGUCCCACCCUCUGUUACCUUCUCAAAGAAAAGAAACCUCUAUGUUGCCUUCAACUAGCUCAGGUUUGUGAGCACUGUAGUCACCGUAACGCCAAAGAAUACAACUGGCAGAACAAGACUAUAAUUUUGGCGGCUGACUACGCUUCCAAUGGAAUCUACAAUUUUAUAAUCCCGCUGCGCGCGCACUUCCGGUCGAAAACGUCACUGAAUCCAAUUAUUCUGCUGCUGGAGAGAAGACCCGACAUUGCCUUCUUAGACGCCAUCUCCUAUUUUCCACUCAUCUACUGGAUGCUUGGAUCUAUAGACAGCCUGGAUGAUCUACUGCGUGCUGGAAUAACGUUAGCUGAGAAUGUGGUGGUUGUCAAUAAGGAGCUGUCGAACUCAGCUGAAGAAGACACGUUGGCCGAUUGUAACACCAUCGUUGCUGUACAGACUAUGUUCAAGUUCUUCCCGAGCAUAAAAAGCAUAACCGAGCUGUCGCAAUCGUCGAACAUGCGUUUCAUGCAGUUCCGGGCACACGACCGCUACGCCCUGCACCUCUCCAAAAUGGAAAAGGUACUGCCUGGUUUUUCCUCCCAGACAGUGAAUGAUGAAGAUGUUGGCAUCAGAUCGCUUCUGCUGAGAGAGAAAGAGCGGGGAUCGCACAUAUCAUACAUGUUCAGACUUCCGUUUGCCGCCGGCUCUGUUUUCAGUGCUAGCAUGUUGGACACCCUGCUCUACCAGGCAUUUGUCAAGGAUUACGUCAUCACGUUUGUAAGACUGCUGCUGGGAGUGGACCAAGCACCCGGAUCUGGAUUUCUUACUUCCAUGAGGAUAACUAAGGAUGAUAUGUGGAUAAGAACAUAUGGCAGACUAUAUCAAAAACUGUGCUCCACAACCUGUGAGAUUCCUAUCGGCAUUUACAGAACUCAAGAUACUACCACCACUGUAUCUCCUCAUUCAACAGAAACCACUCUAUUAUCUCAGGAGCCAGAAGGUGAUAUGUCCUAUAGGCCUGUGCCAACUAAUUGUAUCAACUCAUGCAACCGAGACUCGGCUUCCAUGCAAAAUGCGGAUAAAAACUCAUAUUCGAUAAACAUCGGCGAUGAAGCGAAAGACAACCAUGCUGAGAUGAUAGAAAGGGCUGAGAUUGCAAAUUUAGUGCGUUCACGCAUGGAGAGUCUAAAUUUGCCGAGUAUAGACUAUGACGAUGUGAGCGAGAAGCGAUCUUCCCUCUCCUAUGUGAUAAUCAAUCCCAGCUGUGAUCUGAAGUUGGAGGAGGGUGAUAUUAUUUAUCUAGUACGACCCAGCCCGUUCUCGGCGCAGAAAACGUUUGAACGCCACAACAGUAGACGUAAGUCGAACAUCAGCUUUUGCUCGCAGCAGAUCCUGGCCGGGGGCCUUGGGGGUGGUGGUGCCGGGGGCGGCAGCCAAUCACGGCGAGGCUCUGGCAUUGUGUUCCCGCCCCCAAGGCCACCGCCUCUGGUCACCACCAAGGCUAACUCACUGUCGCUGCCUGAUAGUCCUACCGUCGCCGGAACGUUCAGGGGUCGUUCUAACUCGUUGCGUGUCGUGGACGACAUUUUGUUACGUCGCUCCAACUCGUUACGUCAAGGCCUAGCGCAGACAACACGCAAGAGCAGUCUCGAGGAAAUUGGCAUCGCUCAUUUCCCGAUGUCGCACCAAUCAUCGGACGCACCCGCACCGAUCAAGAUAGCACUGAACGGCAGCAUCGGACUGGAAGUGACUCCUCCCGAGGAGAACAGCUCCCCCUCCAUCUCCAGCAACACCGGCCUCCUCAUGACCCCCUCCUCCAUGCCCCUCCACAACCCGCCCUCCAUCAUACCGCCUCCCUCCUCCUCCUCCAACUCCUCCUCGCAGCAGGAGCAGCACCUGCAGGGGACCAUUGUAUGAUAUCACCUAAUGUGGGGCAGGAGAUUGAGCAGUGUCGUACGCAACAAGUGGCUCUAGACCUCUCCUCUCUCACUCUCUCACUAACCGAAAGCUCUGGAGUCAGAGUUGGAGAUUUGAAUGACGAAAAGUUUUGCUAGCGGAUAAUGGCUUUCUGUAACUCAUGGGAACAAAUCGGUACACUCAUAAGGUUUAAUAAAAUUUAGGAUAAGUCUUGCUAGAGUAUAAUGAAUGCGUAAAUAAAUACCUCUCUCUCUCACCAAACUAUCAAAUCUUCACCUCAUCAAUCGAAUUAAUUAUUAUAAACAUAUUAUAAUUUUGUAACCAAUUAUAGAUAUAGCUUUCAACACUAAUCAACUCACAUUCCAAACGAAUAUUUUGAAUCAUUUAUCAUAUAAUAUUAUAAUAUAUCAUAGCAUUUCCUAUCCAAGGUAGAUUCAUUCACAUUUCCUCCAAUGUAUUUUUCAAACAUAUUUGUAGGAUUAUAUUUUUUUCAUUAAAACUACAAAACUUUAUAAUAUACGACAAACUUACAGGUAUAUAACAGGUGUUUCACUCCUGGCACCAGACUUCUACAAAAUAUAACGAUAUUGUAGUAAGUUGAAAAUAAUGAACUAUAUUAUUGUUAGUGAUUGGUAGAUUUAUUUAUUCAAAUUUUUAUUCACAAAAUCAAAAUUAUAAUUAUAUGAUUAUCAUUCAGGGUUAGAACCUUACUGCCCUACAUGACAUACUAUGAAGAUUUUGAAAGAAUGUACCGGUAUGUAUUUUAAAAUAAUUUCAGUUAUUCAUUGUAAAAUUGAUAAUAUGAUUGGGAUGGUUUAAUGAGUGGCUCAAAUUUACCCUAUUUUUCAGAAGCUAUUCAUUUUCAAUCUACCCAGCUACGGUAAUCAUUAAUGUGAUAUUAUUUUAUAUCGAUAUCAUUCAUGAGAGGGGGAUUAAAGCUACAAGCAUCGAAUUAUAAGAAUUUUUGUUUGCAUAGUAGUUGUAAUGUAAAGGGACUCCAUGUAUCCUAGUGAAUCAUCUACUCUAUGUUGAAAAACCUGAAAUUUAUUCAAAGAAAAAACUCACAAAUCUGCUCAAUCAUUUGUAAAUAGAUUCAUGUAAAACUUGUUGUUCUGUUUGUCAUAUAUUUUAUUCUUCAAGAAAUCAUAUUUGAUUUUACUCUUGAAAAAUGCAACAAAAUCAAAAUACUAAUUGAUGUUACCAAUUUAUCAACAUUUGUAAGGAAUGUUACCAUUGAUGAAUGACCAUUUAAAUGUAAAAAAACUAAUUCUGAUUGCCUUAAAUUAAUGUCUAUUUAAUAGAUGGAGUUCAGAGCUACUUGACAAAAAUAUAAUACGAUUUUUUUAUGGAUUGAGAAGAUAAUCAGACAUGAGAAAGAUUUAUUUUAGUUGUGUUCCUCCACUCUUAUUUUUAAUCAGUUCUACCCUUUGCGAUGCAAUCAUAAAUAAGGAUGUGAGCUUGCACACUAGAAAUUUGAAUUUUUGUACUAUUUAGAAGCCACUUCCAUUCCCAGGAUUGCCUUAUGAGUGAUAAAGCCUAUAGAUUCGUUGGCUAGGCUACUUGAAAACAGAAUGAAAUUCAUAUUUUUCAUUUCAUAUUCAAUAAAAGUCAGUUUUUUCUGGAAUACUCUAUCACCUAUGAGAAUCAAACCUUCUCACUCCUUCAACAAUAGAUUUAUCUUUUCAAGUAUUAUCCAUAAAAUACUAACCCAGAACUUGUCUCCAAUUGUUGUAUUAUAAUUUUUAUAAGUCUAUUGAACACUAGAUAGACUAAAUGAUAUUGAUUGUUACCGUAUUGUAAGCGAUUAUUAAGUUUGUUAAAAAUCACCUCUGUGAUACAUAAUAUUUAUGGAAAUUGUAUUAUUUUAUGAGCAUUAUAUAGACAUUGAUUCAAGUUUUCAAUUGAAUGAUAGUGAAUAUAAAUUUAUAUCAAUUGAUUAUAGACAUUUGUAUGAUUUAUCUAUUCUUAUAAUUUGUUAUAUGAACUGUUUCAAGUUGUCGGGGUAGACGUAUUUCGAACACUAUGUUAAUGUGGAUAUUAUAAAAAUAUAGCUCACUAUAUCUCACUUGAUUUAUGAUAUAAUACGUCAAACUAUUAGAAUGUUUUUGAUCGGAAUUAUUGUGAUCCUUAAUCACUGAUGACCAAUAUUAAUCAUCUUCAACACCAUUUUAUAGAGAAAAUUUCAUAAUUCCAAUAUUGAUUAAUAAGAGCUUAUAGGUAGCCUAAUUGUAUCGUUUCAAUUUCAAUUAUAAAAUAAUUUUAUAAUUUUACAAUAAUUAUUGUAAGUAUGUCCAUUACUGUACUGAUAUUGAAGAGUCCAGGUACUUUCUAGAUGAAUGCAUUCCUUCUAAUACUGUUAUGACAAGAAUAUAAACUAGUAACUGAAGAUAUAAAAGGAGCUCUCUAAAAUAAAUUUAAUGUACUUCUAGAGACCAAUUAUGAUAUUGAAAUCAGCUGGAAGUAAAUUAAGGCUUCAGUGGUAAUGUUCUCUUCAUAAAUCAUAGGAUUUUGCUGCUAAACAAAUAUUUGUAUUAGAAAAAUUGAACAAAGAAUAAAUUGACUAAUUUUCAUUCAUAAAUUUCCUUCGUAGUUUCAUAUCAUAUUUCUCGAAAUAAUUAAAUUGGAAUUUACAAUUUUAUUCAAUUAGUAGAUUAUUCACACAUGCACUAUAUGAUUCAAUAAUAAUUUUUCAUAUUCAUCAGGAAUAUUAACAUAGUAGAUUAUCAAAAUAAGCCUUUAAAUUUCCAGUACUCCAAAUUCAAACUCCAAUCAUCUUCUUAGAGUAAAAAUCCACUCAUUGAAUUAGGCUUCUUGAAUGACCAAUUUCCACUCCAAUUGUAGAGGUUUUAGAUGAUUCAAGAUAUAAAAAUUUCUUCAUCCAAUAUUUUUCUGCUGCUAUUUGGAAGAUGCAUGAUAAUAUUUUUUUGUAUAGUUUUUUAUGUAACCUAAAAUGUAUAAAUAUCAAACCUUACUGUAGGGGUAUAAAGUAGGUAUAAAAUUAUUGGAUUUUGUAAAUGUUAGUUGGUAAAUAACUAUUUUAUAAGUCUCUAUUGUGGGGGUGUCUACAAUGAUUUUUGGAUGCAGAGUCAAUAUCAUGAGCCAAUAUUGUCUCUCAAAAUUGAAGCUGAACUUCCACGUUGUAACUUAUUAAGUAUCGUUUAACUUGUCACAAGAAAUAACUCAAAAUUCAUUCCAACUUACCCUUAUUGUUACCAUAUCAUCUUAUCAGGAUAUGAUUAAAAAUCAUAAUCAUUCGUCAUUCUGAUUGAAGAACCCAUCCUCCAGAUACCCUAUUCAUUUGAUUUUAGAAUCACAUUUAUAUUCAGCUUACUACCUCUUUAUUUACUAAUUUACUUAAUAAAUGAUUAAAUUUACUCUAAUUAUUUACUACCUAACCUAACCUAACCUAACCUAACCUAACUCCUUCAUUAUCCCCUAUAAAUAUUGUGGAAAUAUUAAAAAUUGUAGAUUCUAUUGUCCAUUCCCCAUCAUCAACGUCUCAUAUCUCUAGAUAGCAUAAUGUGCCGUUUUCAAUUCUCUCAUUCAUAUAAUAGACUAGUGAACAUUAUAACUUAGUUUGAUUACAUUCAGAUAUCAAAUUUCUCUAGAUAUCAAAGUUACAAAUUAUAGCUUAUAACAUGAAUUUUACCAGUAUUAAUUCUUCUUUUAUUACUAUCGUAUUUUUUAUAUAAAUCCGAAGUGAAAAAA